AUGAUCGUGCGCAACAAUAGUUCGCAACCGCCCACGGUUUACGAUGGCGAUCCACGGGUGGCUGACGAUGAUUUGAAUGUGAAUACCGAACAAGGACAAAAGCCAGGCGCGUUGUCGACAAGGCAGAAGUCGAUCGCCUACCGCAGUUGGUCGACACGAACACACUACGAUGACAUGCUCUUUCCAGGAGAAAUAGCUAGAUCUUCGGAAACGGAUGCGUUGAAGAUGUAUUUCUAA
Molecule: messenger RNA, 237 nt
Organism: Necator americanus (New World hookworm)
Lineage: Eukaryota; Metazoa; Nematoda; Chromadorea; Rhabditida; Ancylostomatidae
Exons: 1
Coding region: 1-237 (78 amino acids)
Source: RefSeq, a predicted model, not a curated record